UAUUUGACAUUUAGGCGGUUAUUUGUGGAGAACUAAUGACCUUGUUUAUCCGGAGAUGUGUUUUCAAUCUUUCUCCCCUAGUUGAGGUUUCAGCUGCACAGCUGCAUUUGGGACACUACAAUUCGAAAUACAAACUAGUUGUUGAUCCUCAUAAAGAGGAUACUAUUAAAAGUGGUUUUGAGAAUGUGACGAGAUGGCUUAUAGUAGCAGAUAUAUUGAGAGGUCUACGGUUAACCCUUGGUAUGGUAUUUAAGGAGCCUGCAACUUUAAACUACCCUUUCGAGAAGGGUCCUCUCAGUCCAAGAUUUCGUGGUGAGCAUGCUUUACGUAGGUACCCUAGUGGUGAAGAACGGUGUAUCGCUUGCAAACUUUGCGAAGCUAUAUGUCCAGCUCAAGCAAUCACUAUUGAGGCUGAGCCAAGAGCUGAUGGGAGUAGAAGGACAACUAGAUAUGAUAUUGAUAUGACCAAGUGCAUCUACUGCGGAUUUUGCCAGGAAGCGUGUCCAGUAGACGCCAUCGUAGAGGGACCGAACUUCGAAUAUUCUACUGAAACACAUGAAGAAUUACUGUAUAAUAAAGAAAAAUUGCUGCAAAAUGGUGAUAGAUGGGAAGUCGAAAUCUCAGAAAACCUAAAAGCAGAUUAUGUGUAUCGAUGAAGUAUCAUUUCGUUCAUGUGGUUUGUAAAUGAUUUAAUUCACAGGAUCUAUGCACUACUAAUUUCAUAUUUAAACAACCAAUAUCAACUUUUCUCAUAUGUUAGAUUGUUAACGAAUUCAAGACAGCUGGUUAUUCCUAGGUACAGUGAUUUAGAAUAAAAUAGAGCUUUUGGCUUUGUCCUA
Molecule: messenger RNA, 839 nt
Organism: Schistosoma guineensis
Lineage: Eukaryota; Metazoa; Platyhelminthes; Trematoda; Strigeidida; Schistosomatidae
Source: the annotation of a GenBank genome assembly